AUGUCCUUUAAACAGCCUCUGCUCCGAUUUGGGGCACUCGUCUCAUUGUGCUCGUCAGCGGCACUUGCUGUUGACGUUUACUCCCCAAAGUACUUCCACCUUGGUCCCGAACCAACAAUUGAUGGAUUGCAAGCCUACGACGGGAACUCAAUUACCUUGGAUGAGGCCAACUCUGUCUUAACUCUCGAUUAUGCUAGUGAGGUUGGGGGAUGGCCUUGGGUUGAAUUCGAAAGCCCAAGUUCGCCAGUCCAGAUUCAACUGAAAUACUCCGAGCCAUAUGAUGGAUUGGCACUACCGCAGGGAGAUGGCCCUUGGCUGUAUUGCAACGGACUUAUGAACUCCUUUCGCACGGAAACCUUCAACAUCACCGAUUCUGGAAAGACCCAGUCCUUCUUCCUUCAAGGAGGCCUUCGCUGGCAAUCCAUCACUCUGAUUGGGAACACCCCCAUUACGAUUCGCAAUAUCGGCCUCAAACCAUCUGUCUCCGUUUCGAACCCUGAGUCACUUCCCGGUAGUUUCUCCACCUCCAAAGAGAUGUACGAGCAAGUUUGGAGCCUCGGAGCUCGAGCGGUCCAAGCGGCCUGUGUGGAUGCACGCUCUCAACCAUCGACUUGGGAGAUGUCCGAUGAGGGUGCUUUGAUUAGAGGACAGUAUCCAGCUGUCUCUGCACUUGCCACCAUCUUUGCAAAUUACACACUGGAAUUCAGUACCAAAAUCACUGCCGGAGGAACGGGUUGGCGCGUUGCUGGUGGUGCCAAUGGUGGUUACGGAGCUUACUUCGUCUUGACCUCCAACAAGGAAGGGUUGACCAGUACUAACAUCACGUCACUGCCUGAGAACAGCUUGGUUGCUGGGUACGGAUUCACCCUCAUUGACCAGGCAAUCCUGGCAUCUGCACCCUCACAGACGUACGACAUCUCGACUACCAUUGAAGAAGACAAGUGGUACUCGAUCAAGACAAUGAUCAAUGCGACUGGAUACUCCAUUUCCGUUGACGAUCAGGAGAUUGCCUUCGUGAGCAAUACAAACUUCGCCAGCUACGUGGAUGGAACCUGGGGCUCUGGCAGCUUGACCGAAGGCAACUUUGGAUUCGCUCCAUACCUGAAUCAAGAGGCUUACUACAAAGAUGUCAAGGUCACUGCGCAGAACGGUACCGUCAUUUACCAGAACCCUUUGACAUCCACCGACAUCCUGCAAGAGUACGCGAUUGCGAGCAACGAGUACGCCGUAUGCCUCGACGGCGCAAAGCGAGACCGAGAAAUCUGGAUCGGCGACUUUGCUCACACUGGCCGUAUCAUCGCGGCCAGCAGCGGACGCUACGACUAUGUCAAGAGCAUGAUCGAGUUUGAAUUUGAUUGGCAGUAUCCACCUGGUCCUGCUUAUGGCUUGGUCCCCAUCCAAGCAUACAUGGGAGCGGGAGCAGAGUAUCGCGAGGUGUACUACCCCUCCGAAUUUGGGGAGACGGAUUACCAGUUUUUCUUCCUUCUUGUUCUGACCGACUAUUUCUCUUUGACUGGGGAUAAGGACCUUUUGAUGAAGAAUUGGGAUGGUGUCAAAUUGUUGGUCCAGACAUUGGUUGACCGCUACUACGAUCCGGCCUCGGGUCUCAUGGCCAGUGCCGAUGCAUCGUGGUUCACCGCGCAGGGUAGUCAGAACGCGACUGCGCCAACCGCUCUCUUUGCAGUUGCUCUGAAUCAGCUGGUUGAGGUUGCCGCCGCCUUGGGAGAUUCAGGAACUGGAGCGACCUGGAGCCAGUUGUCUACGAAUAUUACCACUGCCAUCAAUGACUCUCUCUGGAACGAAGCCCUGGGAGCAUACAGUUUGUCACUCACCCAGCCAGACGACACGGCAAUCCUGGCGACUGCAUUCACCAUCCGAGCUGGAAUGGCAUCUUCCGACCGUGUCGCUAGCAGCAUCGCCCGAAUAUCCGAUGUUUUCCUCAGCAUCGGCUACAAAGACAACUCAGUCACUGCCAAUUCCGCCACCACCCAGCUGUCACCCAAUACACAAGGUUUCCUCUUUGAAUCCCUCUUCCUGGCUCACAUAAAGUACAAUGUCUCCGCCGACGUGGUUGUCCCCGCAAUCCAGAACCUGUCGGAAGUCUUCUGGCCUAAGAUGGUUACCCAGAAUGAAUACUAUACCGGCGCGAGCUGGGAAUAUCUUUACGCAGAUGGGAGCCCGGGGAUUGGUGUUUUCACUAGUCUCAGUCACCCCUGGGGAGGUGCGCCGACCUAUAUUUUCAGUAACUACAUUCUUGGUGUCAGGACCGAGUGGAAUGCGCAGGCUAAGAGCUAUGAAUGGGUCUUUGCUCCGGCGUGGGAUAUUGCUGAGGGUCUUGGUCUUGAGUGGGCUAAGGGUAAAGUACCGUUGUCUACAGGAGGAUAUAUUGAGGCGGAGUGGAAUGUUUUCACGAAGGGUGCGAAGCCCACGAUGUCUGCGCAAGUGGUUGGGAACAGCAAUGUUAAGAUCAACAUGAAAGAGAGGUCGUAG
Molecule: messenger RNA, 2490 nt
Organism: Penicillium cinerascens
Lineage: Eukaryota; Fungi; Ascomycota; Eurotiomycetes; Eurotiales; Aspergillaceae
Product: putative alpha-L-rhamnosidase C
Exons: 2
Coding region: 1-2490 (829 amino acids)
Biological process (GO): carbohydrate metabolic process
Source: RefSeq, a predicted model, not a curated record